CCAGUGAGUCGUGGUGGAUGGCUGCUUAUACUGAGCCAGGAUCCUCUGGCGGUUUCUUCCUGUUAAAAGGGAGUUUUCCUCUCCACUGUCGCUAAAUGCUUGCUUAGUAUGAGGAUUGCUGUAAAGUCACUGACACUAGUCAGUGACUUGAUGCAAUUUGCUGGGUUCCUUAUAUAGGAAACUUUUUUUCUGAUUGGCUUAAUGAACUGACCUGUAUUGGAAUGUUUCCUAUGUGAAGUGCCUUGAGACGACUCUUGAUGUGACUUGGCACUGUAUAAAUAAACUUGAAUUAAAUACCAAUAUAGUAUCAAUAUCAAUACUUCUGUGAUGACCAAUCACUAAUAUUUACCAAGAUUUUUUAUUUCCUUAGACUUCCAACAUCAAAAAAAGUGGCAACAUCUGCAUUGCUUCUGUGCUUCUGUUAAACACACCAACUGGCACUGCAUCACUACCAAUGUCAGCAUAACCAAACAAAUACUAUGUGGCCAAUCCCAUCCUCUCCCUGAAAUGCAAAUGCGAACGGCAACAAAAUGGCAACAUCAGUUGUUAAUAUCGGCCCAGUUUUACUUAUUGGACCGAUACUGAGAAGUUAAAAAAUGACCAUCAUUGACCAAUUCUGAUGUUGAUGCCGAUACAUCGUGCAUUGUAUCGCAACAUCUGAAAAAUGAAUUGAGUUAUAGCACUUUUUGGUUUUUCUACUGCCAGUCAUCAUGGUGACCAUCUUGAAUUAUGUUAAUUUCAGCAGGUAAUCAGUAGGGGUGUUAAUCACUAGUUUGAUCACGAUACGUCAAAUCGAAACAGUGGAUUGCAAUCUGGUGUUUGCCGAUAUCCCAAAUCCAGUCACAAUAUCAUUUUCAUGUGAUCCGCCAAUCGAUAUGAAACAAUAUUACAAGUGAUUGAACAUAAUCAUAAUUUCCCAGGGGAGGGAAAGUUUCUUCACUGACUACUUUCUGAACACUCGCCAUGACGAGGCUAGCUUUUCUUUUAACGUGUUUAAUGAUGUGCAGGAAAAGGUGGAAGGUGCAUGUCAGUGGAACUUCAAAAUUAAGCUUUUUUGUAAAAAAAAAGUGCAUUUGAUGAAUAGUUAUUCUAUAGAUGUUUGUCAUUCUGGAUCGGUCGCUACAUCAUUGAUACAGAUUGAUGUGUUGUUGCACUCCACAGUUGUAGAUGGUCCAUUCCAAUGGUCGCUUUGUGAGAGUUUCAAAGCCCAACUAGUAGACAGUUGCUGACAAACACAAGGGGGGUGCACAUUCAUAGAUUCAUACAUUAGAAGUAAUAACUAAAAUACAAUGUUGCAUGAGUGAUGCUAUCAGUUUCUGUGAAUCACACCAAACUGCUCCACUAGCGCCCCCUCAGGUUAUUAGUUUAGCCAAGAACAGUCCACAAAUAGCAUCAUCCUACAUCUGCAGCAUUUGGUUUAGUAUGCACCGAGCACCACGGCUCGGCCAUGACUGUUUCCGGUGUGUUAAGUUUAAAUUUUACCCCGCAGUUGUGCAGAAAGCGAGUGGAGUGUGUGUGCAUGACUGGAGAAAUACCAGUCCGUUGUGCUCAUUCCCACCCCCUUCACUCAUAUUUCUCCCGAUCUGCGCCCCCUUCCUCCCGCUGAUAAAGCAGCAUAACGGGGUGGAGCUCUCCUCUCCGGGGCUCCUCCUUCCGCUCCCUUCGGUUUCUUCCACUUGCCCCCCUCACACAAACGCUCGUCUCGUGUCCACCUUCUCGUUCUUGCAGCUCGGGGAGAUGAAAAAGGCGUGAAAUAACAGGGAGAUUACGGGACUGGUGUUUCUUUAUUUUUGUCCGAGCGGAACAGGCGUUACGGCGUGUCCAGAGCACGGAACCGAGAGAGACGCAUCACGGGCGGUGGAAGGCGGAGGGAGGAGGCGACAGCGGAUCGUAAACACGACGUAAAACCGGGAAUAGGACAGCAGACAGGCGGCUAUCACCCCCCGCCGUCCUCACCGCGUCCCUCAACAUUUCCAUCCUUUCAUUCCCCCCUCAAAUAUCCCAUCCUGCUCCCAGUCAGGAGGUUGUUCCAUCACCACGAUCAGAUCGACAGGAUUCCCCCAAGUGCGCCCUGCUGCUCGGGACGCGGCGCCUGCGAUCCGGCGGACACCAACACCAGGGAGGGAGGAGGUGAAAGCAGAGCCGGGAUGAACGUAGAGUAACCCGGCUGAAGCAGAGGCACCGAACCCCCCCUGAUAUCACCGAAUCUCCGGUACCGAAUAAUGCGAUGGCACGGUGGCUUCUGCGGCAAAAGGCUUGAGUCAGACCGAGCAGCAGCGCUCUCCUCCACCAUGAACCUCUGAAAGACAUCUGACACAGGCACAGAUGGGCAGCAACGCAGGAGAGACGAGGUUUGCAGCAACAGUCUGACAACGACUGCUGGCAUGAUCACAUUGGAUUAAUUUGGACAGGCAUGUCUUGGCUUAAAGGGGCAGGGUUACUCCUGCCCUGCAGCCAGACAACACGCACAAAAUGGCGACGGCACCAUCUUUCGAUGAAAAUGCGACGGCACAGAGUGUUCUUGCUGUGCACGGUGGGUCUGUGCGUCAUCUCCUUCCUCCACUACUACAAGGCCCUCCACUACGUUUCUUUGCUGCGUGAGCUCUCCGCUCCAUACCCCAACAUCAAGUCCUUCAUCAUGGUCUCUGGAUUUUUCUGGAGAGAGAAGGGUGUGGCUGCCACCCCACUCAGUCCUGCCUCACCCGAAGAAGCGCCUGUUCGUCAGCUAGACAAUAAAAAUGGAGGUGGGGUGGGCUCUUUAGGAGGUGGAGCAGGAGGAGUCCUAGACCUGGGAGUGGAUAGUGUCAGGGUUGGAGGUCCUGGUAUUCCUGGCCAUGGGGGAAUUGAUGAGAGACUAAAAGAUCAACCAGAGCCUCCACAUCCCUGGGAAAAACCAGAAGAAAGCUUGAUAGGAGACCUAUCAAAUGAGAGACUAGUUAAAGACCACCAUGCUCAACCUGUUGGACCACAACUCCCAGAAGCACGACUAGGAGGCAAAGGUCAUCCAUCAGACCCUAUACAACUGAUGGGGGACAUUCACACCCACACUCAUGAACUUCAAGAUGAUAAAACAUCUUAUUUUGUUCGCACAAAGGCUGGAGCCCUUUGCUUCAGACAGGGAACUGAAGUGGCUACCCCAAAGGAAUAUGCUGUAAAAAUUGGAGGGGCUGUAGCUAAUGAAGUUGUAGAAGGAGGUCGAGCCGCACAGAGAAAAGCCUUGCAGCUUCGGCAGCAGCCGUCCGUAAUGCCAAAGGCCAAAGCAAAAGCCAGGGGCAAUGGAAAGCGGCUGGUCAAGUGUGUAUGUCGGCCGGGAUGGCAUGGACCUUACUGUGGGGUUCCCACCAUGGUGUACCACUCCAACCUCCCAACCAAGGAGCGACUCACACCAAGAGAGAACCCACGAAGGGUGAUCAACGCCAUUAACGUCAAUCAUGAAUUUGACCUGUUGCACGUACGCUUUCAUGAGCUUGCACAAGCCGUAGAUUUGUUCCUUGUGUGUGAAUCAAACUUUACAGCCUAUGGAGAGAAACGACCCUUAAGUUUUCUGCGCCUUCUACUUAACGGUACUUAUGACUACAUACGUCACAAGAUCCUGUAUGUGUUUCUUGACCAUUUCCCGGAGGGUGGUCGGCAGGAUGGCUGGAUCGCCGAUGACUACUUACGAACCUUCCUGACACGUAAUGGUAUGUCCAGGGUGAUAGGAGGGAGAGUCGAUGAUGUCUUCAUCAUCAACGAUGCAGAUGAAAUUCCAGCACGUGAGGGCCUCAUUUUCCUCAAGUUGUUUGAUGGCUGGACGGAACCUUUUGCCGUACACAUGCGCAAGUCUCUAUAUGGAUUUUUCUGGAAGCAGUUUGGGUCCCUUGAGGUGAUCUCUGGCUGCACCCUGGGGAUGCUCCACGAUGUUUAUGAUAAUGACGGCAUCAAACUGCGACGUCGGGAAUACUACACAAUGCCCGGAUUCCGAAAGUACGAGAACAACACUGGCCACAUCUUGGUCCAGUGGUCGGUUGGCAGCCCCUUCCACUUUGCUGGAUGGCACUGCUCCUGGUGCUUCACACCCGAAGGCAUCUACUUCAAGCUAGUGUCGGCUCAGAAUGGAGACUUCCCUCGGUGGGGGGAUUACGAGGACAAACGCGACCUCAAUUAUAUCCGGGACCUGAUCCGGACAGGGGGCUGGUUUGAUGGCUCCGUGCAGGAAUACCCGCCCGUAGACCCUAAAGAGCAUAUGUACGCACCCAAGUACAUGCUGGAGCACUACGACAGGUAUCACUACCUCCUGGAGAACCCUUAUAACAAAGUGCCCAGACCAAAGGAUGUCUAGGAGAUCAAUACACUAAACAUGUAGUGCCUGUUUGAGGCCUUGGCACUGAGCUUUGGAGGUGGAAUGGUACUGAUGAACAAAAUGUACCUCCAACCAGCAACACUGAUGUUGCAGGAAUUUAAAACCUCUUAGAAUAAAAUGUGGGGUAGAAAGGGAACACUGAAUCACGUCCUUUAUGGAUCUGCAGAGAAAGCAUCAAAAAGGAUACAACCACUGGAUAAACAAUGUCAUGGAUUUCCUCAUUCCUUUUCUUUUAUUUUUUUGGUGACAGCUUUUUCCCCUUUGCCAGUUUUCUUGGUGUCUUCAUUUGCCACUUGACACACCUGUGCUCUGUGAUAAACAGGCAGCUUAUUAAAAAAAAAAAGCCAGGGAUAUUUUAACAGUGAGCGAAGCCUUUGAAAGCGAAGAGCGUUUUUGUUUCGGGUUGCUUUAACUGAAGUUUACAGACCAAUUCGAUAUUCCUGCUUCACUCUCCAUUCUCAGAUGUCUUCCUGCCUCCAUCAGUUUUGGGGAUCUCUUUCCAGAACCAGACUCAUAUUCAGAUAUUAUACUAAGCUUGGGUCUCAGAAAUGGAGAGGUUUUCACUCAUACAAAAAUCACCUUCAUUUUCAUGCACCUUAUGCUUUUCUGCGUGUUUGUGAACUGUGUGAGUGCUUUGUCUUUGUGUCGUGUGGUUUGUGGCUGUGAACAGGCAGUUAGGGGGCAAGAUCGAUGACAGAAAAGUAGGAUCACGCGGUGAUGGAGAGGGGAGGAAAAAUAGCUUUUACAUCCAUGAGCGCCACAGCUUACAGACGGAUCCGAAUGAAUCACGGCAUUUCCCUCUCAGAGAUGAAUCAUUAAUGCUUUUGUUUUUGAUCGAUUGUUGCAAUAUGUCCUUUUAUUUCUGUACUUAACAUUUUGCCUUAGGUUAAAGUUGCAAACCCUUUCUCUAGUUUUCAGUAGCAGGCAUCUGUUUACCUUGUCUUCAUCAUAUUUCUCUCCCUCUGCCUUGGAAGAACGAGACAACCACUCUCAUGGCAAUGCCCCAAGAUCACAAACAUUUAACUGUUAUGGCACGAGUGCUCAUGCCUCUCGACCUUUCGCCCCUCUAUAAACAGCUGUCACGGUGGCUGAAAGUCUAAAUCCCCACCUGAAAAAAUGGUUCAGGUGGAGAUUUUGUGAGUAACGUUUGAUAUCGUGGAUGUGCGUGAUGUGAUUUGAAGCCAGUGGGGUAACUCUUGGGUUUAUUCCUGUCAAGGCAAAGAAAUCCCAACAGGAAUGUUUACAAGUAAUGGACAAAGUUCAAGAAAAAUUACAGACAUUGGAUUAUUCUAUAAAGAGCAGACUGAGGGUUAUCACCAGCUAUUUUAAGAUUGAUGCUUCUCAAAGGAAGAGAGGAUAAAAAAAUACUUCAAGGGGGUAAUUAGGGGCUGCUGAGGGAUGAAAACAAGGGUUGGAACUACAAAAGUUUGCUUUGUAGCUUUGAUAUAAUUGGGGAACAAAGCUCUGGCACAGAUCCCUUCAGCACACACACUCGUGGCGGUGAAAAUGUGGUCAACCAGGAGGCAUCUGAAUGUUAUGUUUGUUGUGUUCUGCUGCUGCGAUGAUGGUGCAGACUGCGACAGCAGCUGUUGGGGGUUUGGAGUUGCAUUCGAGAGCUAAAACACCGUCUGAAUUCAAGGAGGCUACAGAGAAAAUAGCUGUGUAUUGAAUUCAAAAGGAAAUCGUCAAGAAUUCUCCACGUAAUGCAUUUCAGUUUUUAAAUGAGGUUGUGCUGCUUGGUAACUAGUGAGCGUUGCAGGUUUUGGUGCUGAAUCCUUUCAAGGCGACAUUUUGCAUGAAAGCCCUUCAUUCAUCAGGUUUUCUGAAGGUUUUAUGGCAACCAUCCAAGCUGACGAACAUCCAUUACUGAAUUUUCUAGGAAAACACCAAUUAUGUGUCCUCUGGUUAGUUUUAUAUGAAUCGUCAACACAAGACAGUCUAAACUAAUGCACACCACACAUAAAACAUGCCUCCCUCCCUUCCCUCUGAGCUUGUGGUUUCAGACAGCAGGCGUGUCAUAUUCUCUGUCCAACUCUGUGGUGACUUCAUCCCAACAUCUGCACAAUGAACUUUACAAAAUAAGGAAAAAAAUAUGCAUUUCAUCUAAAUGCCUUCUCAUAUUUGUGUUUACAUCCUGCCAGGGAGAAUUUAUUUCACGUUGACACCUCAUUUUGAACCUGUUGCAGGCUGCACAUGUGCUAACAGAACCCACGUUUGGGUUGCUGAAUGCGCCACAGCGGCUCACGGCGAGGCGAGGCUGGUGCUGAAACACGAACUAGAAUUUCUCGACUUGGCCCGUUGAUUCAUUAUCACCAUGGUAACAAUCCCCAUGAUGAGUUCUUGAGAUCCCUUACUGCCUUAGGUCAUUCGCCAAGAUUGCAGGCCAGCAGUUUAAGAGGUGAGAGAGUGCAGUGGAUAAACCAGUCAAAGAAGUCAAGAACCACUUUCCCACUUAAUUCCACGCAUAAUUUACCACGAGUAUAAAACUGGUAAAUGUUGCAGUUUGCAGAGAUGAAUAGAGCAAAAAGAAAAGAAAAAGUUUCAGCAAGUGAAACGUGAUUUUCUUGGGCCUUCUGUGCUGCCUCGGUGGUCUAGUGAUUUUUAAACAGGCUGAUUUCCAAAUUGAGGGUCUGUCCUGCUCAAGAGCAGAUCGUGGGCACUCAGCAAAGCUAAAGGCACAGAGACGUAUGUUAGUGGACAGUCUAAUCGCAGCUCCCAGCCAACUGUUGUCAUAUUUGUCAUAACCAGACCAAAAAUCAUUUUCAUAAUAAGCGAGGCUCAGUUUAAAUUAGAGUUUGUCUCAAAGGCUUGCAGGCUUUAGACAACUGUUAAUCAGCACUUUCACCACAACUUUCCUUCCUCGUGUCGACACCACACACUUCCUCUGUGACUCAUGUCGCCCGAGUUUUAAAACGCACUCCUGAAGUGUAGUUCACUGAAAACCCAUUUUUUAAGAUUAUUCUGAUUAUAAUCAGUCACUGAGUUUUUCAUGUAGGCUGGACAUGAAAAUAGUCUCCUACACCUAUCUCCUGCAUUAGCUUCUGAUGGAAAAUAGACGGUGAAACUCUAGGAUUUGAAAUCCAGACAGAUCUACGUCACACUGUUGCUUAACAUUCAUGGACUCACCCAUCUUGACUCACCACGGGGAAGGCUGCCGUUGGUUUAGCAUCCAGAAACAUCCUGACCAGUUUAGGCUGACCAUUAGCAUUAGCAACUCCACCACACAGCAGAACUCCUCCAGGCUUGUGUUACCUGUGGAGGUAAAACAUCAUCAUUGAAAGUCAGUGGUAGAGCCAUGUUGCUGUUAUCCAGUCCGGGGCGAGACGUCUAAAUAUCAGGAAAUAUAACUCCAAAACCCUGUAGCUCAGCUGUGUAACUGUUAGGUCCCAGAAAUGGUGCACUGGUAUUACCCCCCCCCCC
This is a messenger RNA of Nothobranchius furzeri (turquoise killifish), 7762 nucleotides long. It is a transcript of the gene mgat3b, whose product is annotated as beta-1,4-mannosyl-glycoprotein 4-beta-N-acetylglucosaminyltransferase b. Gene Ontology annotation, cellular component: membrane. The record is from RefSeq and is a predicted model, not a curated record. Gene Ontology annotation, biological process: N-acetylglucosamine metabolic process; protein N-linked glycosylation. Lineage: Eukaryota; Metazoa; Chordata; Actinopteri; Cyprinodontiformes; Nothobranchiidae. Gene Ontology annotation, molecular function: beta-1,4-mannosylglycoprotein 4-beta-N-acetylglucosaminyltransferase activity.